Phodopus roborovskii (desert hamster) is the source of this 922-nucleotide messenger RNA. It is a transcript of the gene Tmem35b, whose product is annotated as transmembrane protein 35B. The record is from RefSeq and is a predicted model, not a curated record. NCBI's taxonomy places the organism in Eukaryota, Metazoa, Chordata, Mammalia, Rodentia, Cricetidae. The coding region runs from base 1 to 462 and encodes 153 amino acids. The transcript is spliced from 3 exons.
AUGGCGCUCGUGCUUGGUGCGCUGCGUCUCCUGCUCGGCGGCUUCUUCACACUCGUCGGGGCUGCCAAGCUCUUGCAGGUCUCGGCCCCUGUGUCACAACAGAUGAGAGCAUUGUUCGAGCAGUUCGCUGAGGUGUUUCCAUUGAAGUUGUUCGGCUACCAGCCAGAUCCUAUAAACUACCAAACAGCUGUGGGCUGGCUGGAACUGCUGGCUGGGUUGCUGCUGGUCGUGGGUCCACCUGUGCUACAACAGAUCAGUACCCUGCUCUUGAUCCUGCUCAUGAUGGGGGCCAUCUUCACGUUGGUGGUUCUGAAAGAGCCGCUAAGGACCUGCAUCCCAGCCAUUGUCUGUUUGGGAUUCCUGCUGCUGCUGGAUACUUGCCAGUUCUUAGCUUGCUCUAAGACGGUGGUCAGACACCCUAAUAAGAAGAUUCCUGGUGCAUUCGGGAAGCCUGGCAAUUGAGUCUUCAAGCCAUGCAUUUACCAUAGCAGGCACAGUCACAGAACAGUGUCUACCUCUUUUUUAGGCCCAUGGUCAUUCAGUGUAAAAGAUACCUCAUCUAGAUCCCACUCUCCCCUCAUAACUACAUUGCCCUGUUUUGAGUGGGCUAUUAAUAUUCAUGUCAUGUGAAAACAGGAAAUAAGCAACAACUAAAACCACUCCAAAUUAUAAUACUCCAUAAAUAACCAUUUCAUUUGGUGUAACUGUACUGCUGACAUUUUCUGAUUGUAUACAGAUUUAAUUUUUUAAUGCAAAUGAGACAGUGUAGCCUGCUUUAUUGUUUGCUGUUAAGACCCAGUGUUCUGUCAGGCAGUGGUGGCACACUCCUUUAAUCCCAGCACUCGGGAGGCGGAGACAGGUGGAUCUCUGAGUCCGAAGCCAGCCUGGUCUACACACAGAAACCCUGUCUGGAAAACCCAGG